Podarcis raffonei (Aeolian wall lizard) is the source of this 1257-nucleotide messenger RNA. It is a transcript of the gene UNC50, whose product is annotated as unc-50 inner nuclear membrane RNA binding protein. Gene Ontology annotation, cellular component: Golgi membrane. The coding region runs from base 239 to 1018 and encodes 259 amino acids. The record is from RefSeq and is a predicted model, not a curated record. Lineage: Eukaryota; Metazoa; Chordata; Lepidosauria; Squamata; Lacertidae. The transcript has 6 exons.
CUUGGGGAGGGUCCCUUUUGCCGGAAGUUACUGAGGAAAACACGCAGAUCAGCUGCUGUGAGUUGGCAGCGGCGGCUGAUAGGCGGCAGAAAGCGAGCUCCUGUUGGAGGGUGGGGAGGAGAGGCGCGCGCCCCUCUCCCUUCCGCUCCCUCCCCCUCAUCGCGUGAGGGACGCAGGACGUCGGGGCCGGGAGCCGCAGUGCUGCGCGGGGCGGAAGCGGCCGCGAAACGUUCCCAAGAUGUUGCCUACCACGUCUCUUAAUUCCCUAGAUCAUGACAACGGCUCUUUAAACUCUAGGGAGGCAGCCAGGCACACAGCAGGGUUCAAGCGCUACAAAUACUUGAGGAGACUCCUUCACUUUCGGCAUAUGGACUUUGAGUUUGCUCUGUGGCAGAUGCUGUAUCUAUUCACUUCACCACAGAAAGUGUACAGGAACUUCCAUUACAGGAAACAAACGAAAGACCAGUGGGCAAGAGAUGACCCAGCUUUCCUUGUGUUGCUGAGUAUCUGGCUCUGCGUAUCCACUAUAGGAUUCGGCUUUGUGUUGGGCUUGGGUUUUGUUGAAAUGAUAAAGCUGCUGCUCUGGGUCAUCUUUAUAGACUGCGUAGGAGUUGGCCUUCUAAUUGCAACUUUCAUGUGGUUUAUCUCCAAUAAGUACUUGACAAAGCACCCGAACAGAGACUGUGAUGUAGAGUGGGGAUAUGCCUUUGAUGUUCAUCUGAAUGCUUUUUAUCCACUUCUCGUCAUCUUACAUUUCAUACAGCUGUUCUUCAUCCAUUACGUAAUUUUAUUGAAUUCAUUUAUUGGCUACUUCGUUGGGAAUACUUUCUGGCUAACUGCAAUUGGUUAUUACAUCUACGUGACAUUUCUAGGGUACAGUGCUUUGCCGUUCCUGAAGAACACAGUCAUCCUUCUCUACCCGUUUGCACUUCUCAUCCUGCUCUAUGUGGUUUCAUUAGCGAUGGGAUGGAAUUUCACAAAAAUGCUUUGUGUUUUCUAUACGUACAGAGUGAAAUAAACUGCAGCCUUUAUAAUGGAUUGCUUGUUCUUGCCUCUUGUACCACUGUCAGCAAAGGUGAGAUGCUCCUGUAAAUUAAUGUAAAUAACUUAUUCUUCACUGUAGAUCAGUGUGUACAAAGUUUUGGUUUUUAAAAAAUGUAUUUACAACUGCAGACUUAUAGUGAUUCUGUAUUCUCUUGCAGUCCCUUCCUAAUGGAAAAGUUGUACAUUACUGUAAUAAAUAUUUUUUAAGAACAA